Cylicocyclus nassatus is the source of this 379-nucleotide messenger RNA. The record is from the annotation of a GenBank genome assembly. Lineage: Eukaryota; Metazoa; Nematoda; Chromadorea; Rhabditida; Strongylidae.
AGAGAUGGCAGAAUAUGAAAAUCUUGGCCCUGGUGCCAGUAUGAUUACGGCUCCCGAACCUGGUGCAAGUAUGUUCAAGGAACCUCCACCUCCCCCAGAUUUGCCUGAAAUGCCACCGCCACCUCCAGAAGGUUCAAUUAAAACAUCCACAGGUGCAACGGAACCGGAUACCCUAAAGGAGACCAAACCACCAAGAGGAAAGAAACCGACCAAAAAUGUUCCAUGCCGUUACUUGUUUCUGGUGUGUGUAACUCUUUACUUCCUCGUAUUCAUAUGGACUUUCAUUCUUUACCUGCAUGCUGUCGAGAUAGCAAAUCUUGUGCCCAUAUUCGACUUCUUAGCUCCAGCUGACCUUGAUUCUCUAAGAAGUGAUGAAUGA